UAGUGCAAGGGGCGUUAAAAACAGCAGGCGUGACUCAGUGCUGUGCGUUGAUUGGUUGGUAUGACUGGCCUCACAAGAUCUGAUAUAGAAACGAAGCAAAAACAACUCAUUUAGAAAAAAGGCACAGUUAUUUUUACCGCCAUUGCGACAGGUGUUUUGUAUAACAUCAUCUUUAACCCACACUGAGACAUAAGUUUAAGUCUAAGCUGUGCUUCCUUUUAACCAAACUGAGUUUUUACUUAAAAAGAAGUAAUAACCCAUCUAGUCAUCAUUUCAGCUGACGGAACAUGGCGAGGAACAUCUUCUCGAAGUUGCUUCGUGUUCCUACGUCCAUGCAACUUGCGUGUCUCCGAACGGGAAGCUUGUUGCAGGAAAAGGCUGCUGCUGUUAAGGUUCCAGGCAGCAGAUGGUCCAGCAGUAACUCUCCUCCGGAAAAAAUCAGCCGCUAUCCUAUUCCCUACAAGAAGGACUUACCUUAUGAUAUAGUGGAGCUAAUGGAGGAAGUGGAGUCGAAGGGAGGCUUUCUACCCAAUAUCUUCAAAGUACUUUCUCACAGGCCAGCAGAGUUCAGAGCUUUCUUCGCAUACUACAAUGAAUUGAUGAACAAGGAAACAGGCAGGCUAACUAAGGCAGACCGUGAGCUAAUCGUGGUUGCCACCAGCAGUCAUAACAAAUGUCUUUACUGUGUGGUGUCCCAUAGUGCUCUGCACCGCAUCUACUCGAAGAACCCUACUCUUUCUGAUCAGGUAGUUGCUAACUACAAAGUUGCGGAGCUCACACCUCGGGAGCAUGCCAUGCUGGAGUUUGCGAUGGCCGUGUGUCGCUGUGACACCAUCACAGAUAAGCACUUUCAGUCUUUGGAGGAAGUCGGCUUUGACCGCGAGGACGCCUGGGAUAUUGCGGCCAUCGCUGGUUUCUUUGCCAUGUCCAACCGACUCGCCCAUUUCACAGACAUGAGGCCCAACCAGGAGUUUUUUAACUUGGGCCGUGUUCCCCGGGACAAGAGCCAGGACAAGACAGAAGAUAACUAGUGGAGAAGGAAAGCUGUGUCACAUGCAGUCUUUUCUAAAGCAAAAGUUAUGUGUGAUGCAACACAUUCAUAAUACAGCCAGAAAUCUCUCAGGUCUAUUUUUGGUUUCUUGUCUCUCUUAUGUUUUUUGUUCAGUGUAGUGAAAGAAGGGAAACUACCUAAAGUGAAGACGACAUGAGAGGAGUUAAAUGCAUGUUGACUUUCAAUUAUUAUUGAUUGGACGUAAAUCUUCAAUGUCUGUAAAAAACUUUAUCUGCUGUGUGUUUUCAUGAAAUGACAGAUAGUUUCGUAAGGAAGCUCCGUGUUGGAACUACCUUAAGCACAAAAAAGAAAGAGGGUAAUCAGAAAUGUCCUGCGUAUGUGAAUUUUAUUUACCUCUAAAACCUUUCCGCACUAAGAAGACAAAGAAGCACAAAUAUAAUGUAAUGUGUGAUUCAUGUGUGUAUGUUGUUGGGAGAGUUUUUCUUUAUAUAUCACCUAAAUUUAAAUAUUUUUCUGCUGUUUGCUUGUAGUGGCUAUGUUCUUUAUAUUAGGAAUUUUCCUUGCUUUAUUUUCCUGCUAAGAGGUUCUGUUUGCACAUGAUUAGAAUAUCCGAAUAAAAGACAGAGGUCUGUUGCCAA
Molecule: messenger RNA, 1650 nt
Organism: Gambusia affinis (western mosquitofish)
Lineage: Eukaryota; Metazoa; Chordata; Actinopteri; Cyprinodontiformes; Poeciliidae
Exons: 5
Coding region: 288-1031 (247 amino acids)
Molecular function (GO): peroxiredoxin activity
Source: RefSeq, a predicted model, not a curated record